This is a messenger RNA of Camelina sativa (false flax), 973 nucleotides long. Lineage: Eukaryota; Viridiplantae; Streptophyta; Magnoliopsida; Brassicales; Brassicaceae. The record is from RefSeq and is a predicted model, not a curated record.
UUUUUUUAAUCUCUUUCCAUUGUUUUUUUUUUGUCACCUCCCCUCGAUCCAAAAUUGUCACAUCUUUAGAUUUUUUUCAGGAGAAAAUUUUUGUUUUCUCCCUACAAUGGCGUCGUCCGAGAAUCUGAAUGAUAAGAUCUCUGUUUUUAAGAAGCUCAAAGCGAAAUCAGACAAUAAGAUUUGUUUUGAUUGCAAUGCGAAGAACCCAACAUGGGCUUCCGUUACUUACGGGAUCUUUCUCUGCAUCGAUUGCUCAGCUGUUCAUCGUAGUCUUGGCGUCCACAUCAGCUUCAUCAGGUCUACAAAUCUAGACUCGUGGAGCCCUGAUCAGUUGAAGAUGAUGGUGUAUGGAGGAAACUGCAGGGCACAAGUCUUUUUCAAGCAGUACGGAUGGAGCCAAGGAGGUAAAACCGAGGCUAAGUAUACUUCCAGACCUGCUGAGUUGUAUAAACAGAUUCUUGCUAAAGAAGUUGCUAAAAGCAAGGCCGAGGAGGAAUUAGAUUUGCCUUCAUCUCCUCCUGUUUCUGCUCAAUCAACACAAGUGCCUAAUGGGCUCUCCAGCAUCAAGACCACUGAACCUCCUAGGGAGCAAGAUAAGCCUGAAGUUGUUCCCGUCUCACCAAGAGUUUCUCGCAGCGUUAAGAAACCUCUUGGUGCGAAGAGAACAGGCAAAACUGGAGGACUUGGUGCCCGGAAGCUAACUACCAAGUCUAGCGAGACUCUCUAUGAUCAAAAACCAGAGGAAUCUGUUGUCAUACCAACAGUGACUUCCCCAGUUUCAGCCAAAUCAGCUAGGUCAUCGUUUGCUUCUCGCUUUGAUUAUGUGGACAACGUACAAAACAGAGAAGACUACAUGAGCCCUCAAGUGGUUAGUCAUGUAGCUCCACCAAAAUCAACAGGCUUCUUCGAGGAGGAGUUGGAGAUGAACGGAGGCGGCUUUCAGAAGAAACCCAUCAGAAGUUCCUCAAAAGUG